UCUAUUUAGCAGACUUGUGUAACUAUCUCAUCAAGUUUAUUUUGCAAUAUUUUCAGGAAACUUGUUCUCUGCUUAGGAUGAUAUUUAGCGUUGGUAAUAUGUCACCCAUCAGAUCAUUGUCACAUUGUAAAGUAGCUCAGUGUUUUUGUUACUUUGGUUUAAUGAACGUACUAAACUUCCAUACUGCUCUCCUAAAUGAGACUUUUUAAGCCAAGGAACAUUGUCAUAUACAAGAAAAUUACUUGCAAUUUUUAAAAAUGCUUAUUAUUCCGCCAUGAAGGCGAAGCCUUGGCAGACUCCUGUGGCAAUCGGCCUUGGCUUGUCUAUCUGUUUGUCUGUUAGAAACAUUUCUGUUUGACUUCUGGAGCAACGGAUUUGGAUGACAUUUUCAGGGAAGGUCAGAAAUGACACAAGGACCAACUGAUUAGAUUUUGACAGUGAUGUGACUUAUUGUCUGCAUCCACGGAUUUGUUAAUGAUUUCUGUAGCAUUGCGAGAUAGCGUCAUGACAUCACUAUGACAACAAGUGAACACUCCGUCGGCUGCCUGCUGACGAUCACAUGAUUGCGAUCCCACAAGUGCGUGUGAUAGAGCCAUUGGAAUAAAAGACUAUAAUGUUUGAGACUCUAAUCCCUCAUGCUGCAACCUCUUGUAGGAAGGCUUAAGACUGUUUUGAUCUCUCUGUUGAGUAACUAACUGCUCAGUCUGCAGGUUCCCUCUUAAUGCUGUUUCAGUCAGCUGUGAGAUUAGUCCGUUCAGUCAGCGUGCUGCCUGACUGCACCGAGAGCCGAGCAGACGUCUGAGCUGCCGCAGAGGGAACAUGAAUGAUAACAGCCAGGAUGUGGAGCUGCUGCAGCAGAUAGAGAGGGAGGUGAGAAUGCGUGAGGGGGCCAGUAAGCUGCUGGCAGCUUGUUCCCAGAGAGAGCAGGCCCUGGAGGCCUCCAAGAGUCUGCUAACCUGCAACGCUCGCAUCCUGGCCCUGCUGAGCCAACUGCAGAAGAUGAGGAAAGCACAAAUCCUGCAGAGAGUGGGGCGCAGACCAUCUGAAGAUGUAGAGCCAUGCACAGGAAAAGUAGCACUGUCAGACCUGCGCAUCCCCCUCAUGUGGAAAGACUCUGAGUACUUCAAAAACAAAGGCGAGCUCCAUCGUUGUGCUGUGUUCUGCCUGCUUCAGUGUGGAACCGAGAUCCAGGACACUGACCUGGUGAUGGUCGACAGGACGUUAACUGACAUCUGCUUUGACGACACCAUUGUUUUCAACAAUGUAGCUCCAGGGUUUCAGCUUCGAGUUGAGCUCUACAGCAGUUGUGUGGUUGAGGAUUUCUCCCCAGCGGUUCUGGGAUCCAGGAAAGCCAGCCUUCUUGGGGGCUCACUGGGACGCUCCUCUGGGAAAAAAAUCCGUGCUGCAUUCGAGUCUGCGGCUUUUUGUGGAUCUAUUUCCACUGGAGGAGGAGAAAGACCUGGAAGCAUGUCACCAACGUUCUCGCCUGACCUGUCUGCACUGGGGGCGAAGUAUAACCUGCUGGCUCACACAACACUGACAAUUGAACACAUCCAGGAAGGUUUCAAGACACAUGAUUUGUCACUAUCAACAACAGAGGAUAGUCCACACUGGUUGCCUCUGUAUGGAAACAUGUGCUGUCGACUAGCUGCUCAGCCUCAGUGCAUGAUUCAACCAGUGAUAAGUGGACAAAUCAAAGUCAAGCUUGCAGAGGACUUCAAUUAUUGGGAGGAUGUCUACGGUGUCCUCAGGAGACAAACUCUUCUCUGUUAUCAGAGCGAAGAAGAUCUGGAGUCUGAGGAGGAGCCAUUGCUUGUGAUCCCCAUCAGAAAGGAUACCCUCGUCUGUGUGUCUGAGAGCGAUCCUGUCCAGUGCCACUAUAUAUGCAUCAGUACGCAGCGUCAAGGAGAUGAUGUAACCUACACUCUCACCACACACACACCUGAAGACAUCCAGUGCUGGGACAAGGCCCUGCAGCAGCAUGUCUAUAACAUGAGUCAGUGGAAACAGUGUUGUGAUAACCUUAUGAAGAUUGACACGCCGAGCAGCAGGAAAUCCAUCACGGUGAAGCAGGGAUCUCUAUUCCAUGAAAUAGUAACACCCUCACCUCCCAGAGAGGGGCCUGCGGUUCCAGAUUUAUCUUUUGAGAUUCGUUCUUUGCUCUCUUCUUACUACAAGGAAAGUUAUUGAUGACCCUGCCACUGCUAAUCUGGACCUGUGAGAAAGUGUUAUUCUGUCCGCUUGUGGUUACUAUGCCUGGUCAAGGAAAAAGACAUGGACAUGAUGAAUGGUGUUGUUUCAAAACCUGCAGAGGACACCACACUUACUGUACCACACUGACUGUUUUCAUUCUUCUCCUUAACUGUUUAUCCAACCAGCAUUACUAGUAAAAAAGAGUGAAAAGUAAGAAAUGUGAACUUGCAAUCUCAAGAAAAGAAAUGAUUGUAAUGUUAUAUUAAAUGUAGAAUAAGUACAACACUACAUGUACAUGUUAAGAGAUAGCAUUUACCAAGUGGCUUCUAAAAAAACAUUUUAUUUACCUUAAUCACCUUAUCUUUAUGUGCAGUGCUGCACAAUGUUUGAAAAGAAACCACAGACUAUUCUCUAACAUGAGAUUCACAAAAACUAAGUGUCUCACAAAUGUGAAAUAUAUCUAUGAAUGGAAAUUGACUGAUGGAUCAUUUAACACAGGGGCUGCAACUAAGCAACAACUAAAUCAAACUCAUUUGUAUUUUCAGCUACCUAUUGUAAUGUCAUAACACAUACAGCGGUUACACUUUCAUUUAUGCCCAAUUCAACUGUUGUUGCCCUUACCCCCACAGAAUUCUCAUAUUGAAACCAUAAAAGCAGGGCUUGCUUGCGCAUAUCUGUUGAGUCAGAAGCCAAACAGUCCCAGUAGAAAAUCUUGUUUAGCAUAAGCAGACAGUUCCCCUUACAGUAACCACCAGUGGUUUCAUAGUCGUGGCCAUCUGGUGGGAACACCUCUUGGAAAUCAUUCCAGUGUUAUGCAGUAUAUACAGUGCCGUGAAAAAGCAGAAACCUUUGAUUUUUGCAUAUUUCUCACACUUAAAUUGUCCAGAUGACAAAAAUAUGCAUAUUUAAUAUUCGACAGAGAUAGUGCACAAAUUACAAAAUGCAGUUUUUAAACGAUAAUUUAUUAAAGAUUUACUGAAAACUCAUAUCAGCCCCCCUGUGAAAAAACAAACGUCCACCUAAACCUAAUAAAUGCUUGGGCCACCCUUGGCAACUUGGCGAUAGCUUAGGUAGGUCAUGAACUGAUGGUGGCUAUUUCUCCAGGAAGAUUUUCUGACAGAGAGCAGAAUUCACGGCUCCAUCAAUUACAACACGUCGCCCAGUUCCUGUGGAAGAAAAGCAGCUCCAAACCAUCACACCACUACCACCAACAUGUUUCACCAUCAUGUGCUUCUUGUGGAAAGUAGUUUUAGCUUUGCACCAGAUUAACGGGACCCAUGUCUUUCAAAAAGUUCCACCUGUGAUUCAUCAAGUCCACAGGAUGUUAUUCCAAAAGUCUAAUGGCUCAUCUAGAUAUAUUUUUGCAAACGCCGGACGGACCUUUAUGUUCUUUUUGGUCAGCAGUGGUUUGUGCCUCUCCCAUGGACGCCAUCUUCACCCAGAGUCUUCCUUAUUGUGGAAUGAUGCAGACGGACCUUAACUGAGACCAGUGAGGCCUGCAGAUCUUUUGACGUUUGCCUGGGUUCUUUUGUGACCUAAACAUGGGUUAGAUAUUGACACGCUCUUGGAGAAAUGUUGGUCAGGCCAGUCACUAAUGGGAAUGUUCACCUCUCUUCCGUGUUUUCUCCAUUUGUGGAUAAUGUCUCUCACUGUGGUUCUCUGGAGUCUCAGAGCCUCAGCAAUGACUGAUAAAUGUCAGUGACUUUGUUUCUCAUCUGUUCUUGAAUCUCUUCAGAACGUGGCAUCAUGUGCUGCUUUUUCACACCCUUUAGCUACUUCACAGUGUCAGACAGGUUCUAUUUAAUUAUGUUCAGAUUCAACAAGCCUGACAGUAAUCAUAUGUGGGUGUGGCUGGAGAAACUGAACCCAGUUACCAAAUUCAUUUGGUCAUUUGGUAGAUUUAUAGCUAAGGGCGCAAUUACUUUUUCACGUAGGGCAAAAUGGGCUGGACAGCAUUUUUUCUUCAGUAAAUAAAAUCAUAAUUUGAGACGUGCAUUUUGUGUUUUCUUGGGUUAUCUUAGUUUUACAUUAAAUUUUGUUUGAUGAUCUGAAACAUUUAAGUGUGAAAAAUAGGCAAAAAUAGAAGAUUUCUGUAGGGGGGCAAAUACUCCACAGCACUGUAUAGCUUCUACAGAUGACAAAAGCUUAAUAAAAUUCAAUUAUUGCGUUUUUGGGGAGGGUUUUGGGUAUCACACUCAGGCACAGAUUCAGUCCAUUAGAAACUUACUGUUUAUCAGGAGCUCACUGUGUAAAUUGAUGACAAGUUUAAUACUUUAUAAAAGGAGCUUUUAACAAUAAAAAAAAAAAAAAAGAAAAAGCUGAAGGAAUUUGGACACUUGAAAUACACGAUGUAGACGUUUUUACUGAUAAGUUCAUUAACAUCUACAGUAAUAAAUAUAAAAGCUGACUGAUGAAGAGGUGGACACCCUGGACAAUGCUGUGCUAACACAAAGACCCCGACAACUAUACACACUCACACCUAUGGCCAAUUUAAAAUCACCAAUUAACCUACCAUGCAUGUCUUUAGACAGUGGGAGGAAUCUGGUAGUUACUCAGUUUGAGUUAUAUUACUUUGAACUUGAACUGAAUUUUAUUACAGACAUAUUUUAUUAUUAUUCUAUAUUUCUGUGUUGUUGUCCCACCUGAAAGUUUAGAACACUAUGUUUUGAAUCUGAAAAUAAUAAUUACAGUAACAACGUAAUAAUCAGCUGGGAAUGUAGUGUUCAAGCAUAACUAAUAAAGACAAAGCUUACUACAGACCAGCUCACACGUCUUCUUUUUACUUCACUGACUUCUGGUAUUUGGGCACGGUAUGUAUGAAAUGCAGAGAAAGGCCAGAAAAAGCACAUAUUUGAUUUGGUUAUGAAAGUUCAGAAAUGUAUUCCAGUUUGUUUUGUUGUUUUCAAAUGAAAGAAAUGAGACCAUUAAGAGAAAUAGUUUUCCACAUGAAACUGUAUUUAAUGCCUAUUGACACAUGUUGAUUGUAUACACAGGCCAGCCACAACAAUAAAAUCACCUUCCUAAUA
Molecule: messenger RNA, 5219 nt
Organism: Amphiprion ocellaris (clown anemonefish)
Lineage: Eukaryota; Metazoa; Chordata; Actinopteri; Pomacentridae
Product: rhotekin-like
Exons: 13
Coding region: 820-2190 (456 amino acids)
Biological process (GO): mitotic cytokinesis; signal transduction; septin ring organization
Cellular component (GO): actomyosin contractile ring
Source: RefSeq, a predicted model, not a curated record